This is a messenger RNA of Trichoderma aggressivum f. europaeum, 756 nucleotides long. RefSeq lists its product as uncharacterized. NCBI's taxonomy places the organism in Eukaryota, Fungi, Ascomycota, Sordariomycetes, Hypocreales, Hypocreaceae. The record is from RefSeq and is a predicted model, not a curated record. Bases 1 to 756 code for a protein of 251 amino acids. The transcript has a single exon. Gene Ontology annotation, molecular function: nucleic acid binding; calcium-dependent protein serine/threonine phosphatase regulator activity. Gene Ontology annotation, cellular component: nucleus; cytoplasm. Gene Ontology annotation, biological process: calcium-mediated signaling.
AUGGAGACACCUAAUCUAUCAAGGUCCUCUUCCACCUCAUCCCGCAACAAGGCGAACCUGAGCUUGGACCUCUCCAACCUCCCGCCACUGGUUCAGCCCACUCCUCCUUCAAACACACUCAUCUUCACCAACCUGAACAAUACCGACAUCUUCCUGCCCGAGAACCUGCAGACCAUCCGCGAACUCAUCGAGCACACAGCACCCAUACACUCGUUUGCGCCGCUCAAGUCAUUCCGCCGCAUCAUCGUCUCCUUCUUCGACAUCGAUGCCUCAUUAGCGGUGCGCCAGGUAUGGGACGGCGAAGCCGUCAUGGGUGAGCGCAUCAAGCUCUACUUUGGCCACUCCACGCCCAUUGAGACCAAGCCUGAGCAUCUGGCCCUGCCCGACGCCGGCAAGCUCUUCUUCAUCUCGCCACCCGCCAGCCCUCCCCACGGCUGGGAGAUGCGCCUCGAGGAUGCGCCCAACAAGCAGGUCCACGCUGAUGAUCUUGCCGAAGCUCUUGCCAAGCUUCACCAUCGUCCCGUCCCCAACUACGACUCACCCAUUACCCCUACCGACGGCGGAGUUCCCAACUUUGGCACUCGGAGUCGCAGCUCGACUCUCAUCUACAAGCCCGAUGCCGAGACCAGCCCCGGUAUCCCUGCCGUGUUUGUUGAGGACAUGACGGAUGAGCCGAGUUUUAGCCCGCUCGAGGUCUCGAAGCCCAUCAUGGCUCAGACUGCUCGACCUCCUGUUGAGCUGAUGAACGACCUCUAA